Symbiodinium natans is the source of this 1011-nucleotide messenger RNA. The record is from the annotation of a GenBank genome assembly. NCBI's taxonomy places the organism in Eukaryota, Dinophyceae, Suessiales, Symbiodiniaceae.
AUGAUGGAAGUCCAGGGACCGUUCGCCACCAGCCUCCUGCGGGCGCCUCCGCGGACGUUUCCCAGCUCUGGCCAAGUCCGUGCACCUGAGCGCCCCAGAAGGAGCCCCCGGGCCUUAGCCUUGGGGCUCCUGGCUGCCUACAGACACCGGGGCCGGCGCUGCGCGCGCACUGCUCUGGAGCCCGACGAGGAUGGCGGGAGCGAGGCGAGUGCCCCCAGUUCAGCCUGCAUCACACCCAUCGGACCCUUCUGUCCGUACCGAUCUUCCGCGUGCGCCUGGGACAGUGAGCUUAGCAAAGGCAUGAGCGACCUCACCAAGGACUCGCCAGAGUUCGCAGUGGAGAUGGGAAGGAUGCAGCUCGACGUGCAGAUGGGCCGCGAGCCGGAUGCCCAGCGAAUGGGCCAACUGGCCGACAAGCUGGAGCAGUCCUACGAGAAGUGGAACGGCCUGAUGGCAAGGCUUCGCCUCAGUAGCGACUUCCAAAGCCGCGAGUACUUCAAGCUCACCAUGAGCCACCUGGAUGGCCGCAGCAUGGAAGAUCUGGGGAAGAUGGUGAAGUAUCAGAUCGACUGCAUGCGGGCUGUUGCUACUGGCGGCCUCAUCCCACCAAUGCCAGCGGGUGUGGACAUGACACCACCCAAGGAAGGUUUGCCCUCAGCGGCCGCCGCCCCCCCGAGCAUGACGGCAGAGCCCUUUGACAGCUCGGCCUUCACAAACGACGUGGUCAAGGAGGAGUAUGCGGCACUAUGUCGGGACCACCGGCAGGUGAUAAACAUGGGCGAGUCCUAUGGCAACUUCGACCCGCUUGGGAAGAUUGCUUUCCUAGACCAGCUGGAGAAGAUCGAGGAGCGCUGGGACAUCUUCUUCGGGCGCUUGGGCCUCCUCGGGGCCCUGAGUCCGGAGUACAAGGAGCAGAGCGAAGAGUUCCUGAGUUCCAUGGGCCUUUCCGGCUCCCAGCUUCGCUGGCUGCACAAGGAAGGCCUUGGCUUCAGGGUGCAGGUUCAGGGAUGA